Molecule: messenger RNA, 1411 nt
Organism: Gadus chalcogrammus (walleye pollock)
Lineage: Eukaryota; Metazoa; Chordata; Actinopteri; Gadiformes; Gadidae
Product: tropomyosin alpha-1 chain-like
Exons: 10
Coding region: 209-1063 (284 amino acids)
Biological process (GO): actin filament organization; muscle contraction
Cellular component (GO): actin filament
Molecular function (GO): actin filament binding
Source: RefSeq, a predicted model, not a curated record
AUGAGGUGUCGUGAGGGGAUCUAGUGACUCCUCGACCAAAGUUCAUAGUUGAAACACCACCACCAACUCAACACUCCAGCUUGGUGUCUCGUGUGGUACAGACGCCAGAAGCCCUCUCGUCAGUCCGUUCACAUUCAUUUUGUUUCGGUUACAUUUUUUUGGGUUUUAGUUUUUUGCGUUAUACCCGCAAUCCCACCACUAAACAGCCAUGGACGCCAUCAAGAAGAAGAUGCAGAUGUUGAAGCUCGACAAGGAGAAUGGCAUGGACAGAGCUGAGCAGGCCGAGGGGGACAAGAAAGCAGCCGAGGACAGGAGCAAACAGCUGGACGAUGACCUGCUGGCCCUACAGAAGAAGCUGAAGUCCACCGAGGAUGAGCUGGACAAGUACUCUGAGGCCCUCAAGGACGCCCAGGAGAAACUGGAGCUGGCCGAGACGAAAGCCGCAGACGCUGAGAGUGAUGUGGCCUCCCUGAACAGACGUAUCCAGCUGGUUGAGGAGGAGUUGGACCGCGCCCAGGAGCGUCUGGCCACCGCCCUCACCAAGCUGGAGGAGGCAGAGAAGGCUGCUGAUGAGAGUGAGAGAGGCAUGAAGGUGAUUGAGAACAGGGCUAUGAAGGACGAGGAGAAGAUGGAGCUGCAGGAGAUCCAGCUGAAGGAAGCCAAACACAUCGCUGAGGAGGCCGACCGCAAGUAUGAGGAGGUGGCCCGUAAACUGGUGAUCAUUGAGAGUGAUCUGGAACGUACAGAGGAACGUGCUGAGAUGUCUGAAGGAAAGUGCUCUGAGCUGGAGGAGGAGCUGAAGACCGUUACUAACAACCUGAAGUCCCUGGAGGCUCAGGCGGAGAAGUACUCACAGAAGGAGGACAAGUAUGAGGAGGAGAUCAAGGUCCUGACAGACAAGCUGAAGGAGGCUGAGACCAGAGCUGAGUUUGCUGAGAGAUCCGUGGCCAAGCUUGAGAAGACCAUCGACGACCUUGAGGAUGAGUUGUACGCCCAGAAACUGAAGUACAAGGCCAUCAGCGAGGAGUUGGACCACGCCCUCAACGAUAUGACCUCCAUCUAAAUUGUUUUCGUCCCUUCAUUUCCGGGGCCCCUGGUGGCCGACCCCGGUAAUCCUCCUCCUCCUCUCUCUCCCCUGGGCAGCGUUCUCCAGCUCCCUAUCCCCUCUGUCUCUGCGUCUCUUUGUAGGACACUGGGUACUCUGCUGCCCAGCUCCUUUAGUACAUGUCUUUAACGGCAGUCUGAGCCAUAUCUCUUUCUGUAAAAAUAAACUUUAUUCCAUCUAUGUCCUCCUUAUAUCUUCCCUACAUCGGCCAUUGUCAUUGUUUGUUCUCUGUCUUUGGAAUUUGUCUUUGUUUUAAUUUGUUUGAGAAGCUUUUCGAAUAAACAUCAAUGCUCCUCUAUCAUUCCC